Paracoccidioides brasiliensis Pb18 is the source of this 1329-nucleotide messenger RNA. RefSeq lists its product as uncharacterized. Gene Ontology annotation, cellular component: plasma membrane. The transcript is spliced from 2 exons. Bases 1 to 1329 code for a protein of 442 amino acids. Gene Ontology annotation, biological process: adenylate cyclase-activating G protein-coupled receptor signaling pathway. The record is from RefSeq and is a predicted model, not a curated record. Gene Ontology annotation, molecular function: G protein-coupled receptor activity.
AUGGCUUUGGUCGGCUACCUACUCAGCACCUCGGUGCAACUGAUGCCUCGCGACGAGAGUCCCCAACGUCCGUUCGUUGGGGGGGCUCGUAAAGGACUCAUCGUCCUCUUCACUUGCGCCUUGGUUUCGGCAAUUGCCACUUUUAGCACGCUGGUAUGGCUCACCUAUCGAUUCAUCUUCUGGAAACGGUACUACACGAGAUACCCGGGAUACAAUCAAUGCAUAGUCUUGAUUUUCAAUCUUUUGCUCGCAGACAUGCAGCAAGCAGGCUCCUUCUUAAUAGCUCCCUACUGGCUCUCUCUCGAUGCAAUGCCAGCCCGGACAACCGCAUGCUUUUUCCAGGGUUGGCUGACCACUAUUGGUGAUAUUUCCAGUGGUCUUUUUAUUCUGGCUAUUGCUCUCCAUACCUUUACCGUCGUUAUCACGAGAAAACACUUGGAACAUCGAACCUUUGUGGCUUGUGUCAUUGUGCUAUGGACAUUCUGUGUGACUCUCGCUAUUGCUGGUGCAGCGGUUCGUGGACAGAAUGUGUUUCGCCCAGGUGGCGGCUGGUGCUGGAUCGAUAGUCUGUAUGAAAAAGAACGUCUCUAUUUACAUUAUCUCUGGGUUUUCAUCGCUGAAUUUGGCGUCGUCCUUGUGUACGCGGCUAUAUUUAUCAUCGUCCGUCGCCGAAUCAACAAGUCAAAAGAAUUCCGAGGAACAAAAAAUCCAACUCGACAAAGAUUCAACAGGGUGUUAAGAAUAAUGAUAAUGUACCCUAUAGCCUAUGUUGUUCUCUCCCUUCCGAUUGCUGCCGGCCUAAUGGCUAUGAUGCGCGGCCUUAAUGCUGGAUCCACCUACUUCCAUAUUGCUGGCGGUAUGAUGAUGUGCUCUGGGUGGGUUGACGCGAUUUUGUACUUUUUCACACGACGACGUCUUGUCGAAACCGAUCUCCAAACUGUUGCCGGGACGACUAGCAGCCAGCGACGGACCACUGGCUAUGCAAAUGCACCAUCAACCAUCGGAGGAGGAAGAGGAAAGUGGGUUAAAGAGAAUACCACAGUUAAACAGGACACCAACGCUAUCAGAAACGCACGAAGCCGACAAUCGACCUCGAGUUCAACGGACCAUAUCAUCGACCCUGUUGAACUCGCUGACCUUGGCCAAGUGAAUCAGACUACAGUAAUAGAAAUCUCAAAUGAGCCUAGCGCCGUACCAUCAUCAGUUUCACACAACCAGUCAAUGGAAUUUAUGAUCUCCGGAGCCCCUAGCAGGAAAAAGAGCACAUCGGGGCCACCCAAUAAUACCGAGUCAUGGCGCACCAAGUAUCUAUCACGCUGGAACAGUUAG